GUUGCAAGUGUAUAUAUAUACAAUAAAUAUGCAAUCAAUAAAGUAUAUCUUUAAAAAAAAAAAAAAAUAGAAAUUGCUGCUUUUAAUAGAAUGGAUUUAUAUUACCGACGUUGUAAUAAGUCCAGCACUGCCGAUAAUUCAGUUUUGUGAAUACGAAAUUUUAUAAAGACAAAUAUUAUAAAUUAGUCAUUAUUAUAUAUAGUUUUCUUGUCUAUAAAUAGAUUAUCAAUUUAUUUAUAUGAUAAAUUUGGAACAUCACUGGCAAUAACUUCUGCGGAAUAUAAGCUGUGCUUUUUUCAAGAUACUUUUAAUUCAAGUAGAAAGGAAGAUGAAUUGAAGUAUGCCUACUAUGAUAUUUGGCAUUGGUACAGGAUUAUUCUUAAUUCUAACUUUGUGGGCUAUUGCAAUAUUAAUUUUUUUAAUAUCAUUACGAAUAGAGAAGAAAAUCGGUUUGGUUGUUAUAGUUAUCAUAGGUCUUCUCACAAUAAUUUUGUUUAGUAUUCCUAGAGCUUCUGAAAAACCUAAUGUCAAUGAAAGAAAGAUUGCAAGUUUGAUACAAUCUGUCCAGUGAAUUGUCCAACUACAAAAACAAUAACUAUAGUAUAGUAAUUAUAAACAGAUCAGGUUUUCUAUGUUCAAUAAAAUAAUUAACAAAAAUUUAUAAUGAUACGAAGUAUUAACAAAUCAUUUCCAAUGUGGGUACGUCGUAUCUCACUAUAUCAUCAAAAAAAAAAAAUUUAUGAGAUAAACAGUAACAUAGAAUUUAAUAAUAAGGUAAUGAAUGGUAAAAGAACAGUUGUUGUCAAUUUUCAUGCAGAUUGGUGUGAUCCAUGUACAGUAUUAACACCUAAAUUAAUAGAACUUAUUGAACCUAUAGAGACAUUAGAUCUUGCUAUUAUUAAUUUAGAAUCCAAUCCAGAUUUAGCUGAUAUAUUUAGUGUAAAAGCGGUACCUGCUGUAUUUGCAAUGUCAAAUGGAUUAGUUUUAGAAAAAUUUAUUGGUUUACAAGAUAUUGGAAUGGUAGAAAAGUUUGUAGAAAAAUUAACUAUUCAAGAUGCAACAAAUUCGAAUAUUGAAAGUAAUUCAGUAAAUUUGAAAGUAGACAAUUCUGUAAAUCCUAAAGAUAAUAAUAUAAAAUCAUAAAAUCAUAUUUAUAAUAUUGUAUAUGUGUAAAUGUAGUUAUAUAUAUGAAAAUAUAUAAAUGUAUAUAUAUUAGGUCAUUAUAUAUGAAAUGUCUGAUUUUAUAAUAUAAAUAUAAUAUGAAAAAUCAGACGUUUCAUGUUUAAUAAACUAAUAUAUAUUUCUUUCAUUAUUAUAUUUAUGCAAUAAUCGUGACAAUUUAAAUCUAUUUGAUGCUAUUAUUUGUAAUUAUACAAAUAUCAAAUCAUAAUAGAACAUGUAAAGUUAGUAAAAAUAUUAAGAUAUUUCGCAAAAGCGUGGAUAAUCAUUAUAUGUCUUUGUAUUCUUCUACUGAAAGUAGCUUUCUAUGCAAUAUAAUAAUAUUAAAUUGUUCUUAUACUGAACAUCUAUUAAGGAUACUAGGCAUUCAUUUCAGGAAACUGUGGACCAUGUGAUUAUCCUUCUUUUAUAUAAAUAUAUAUAUAACAAACUGUACUACUAUUGUAUAAUUAUCUUGUCUAAACUAUAGUGAUUAUACCGACAAUGUUCUCUUGAAAACAAAAAACUAUUUAAAGUCAAUUUAAAAUAUACUUUAUGAAACGUAAAUAAUAUAAUAACUAUGUAUACUUCAAUACAAUAUACUUCAAUCACAAAAUAAACUAUCAUAGAACUGAGGUAGAAUAUAUACUUUUUUGUUUAUUAAGAAUAUAUAUGAUGUUCUAUUUAUAUUUUGUCUAUAUCAUAUCAACUUCGUUCUAUAAUUUAUUAUGUUUUAUAAUAUGUGAUCAUACUGAUGUAACAAAACUAUAAAGUGAUUAAUUUGUUUAUUUACAUAAAAUAUCAGUUGUUUUUAUUACAAUUCAAGAUAUUUAUUCAAACAUAGAGUGCACUUGUGACAUUAUUUAUCUAUUUUAUUUUAUUUUUAUGCUUUUGUAUUCAAACAUAGAUGUGAAGAUGGAAGUAAAAAUAUAAUAACAUAUUAAAGAUUAUUGAAAUUAAAAUAUAAAUGUCAUAUUUAAAUGCAGGUAUGCAAAUAGAGUAAUAUCUAAUUUGAUUAAAAUUUUAUAUUUAUUCUUAAUCAUAAAACAAUUCUGUACAAGCUAUGUAGGAAACUAAGCCAGCAAUAUAAUAAAGUUAUCAAUCCAUAUCAUCUCUAAUAAUAGAGCUUGAAUCUUUUUGUUUCGGCAGCAAGCAAUAUGUAAGUGUUAUUAAUUAAAAGACUAGCUAAGUUUUUUAUCAGUCAGGUGUGUUUAAAACACCAUGAUAAGGCAUUAUUGUGACUCUUCAUUGAUUACUUGCAAAAAGUUAUUAACAUAAUUGAACAAUUAUUUAAUAAGAAAAAUUUAUAGCAAAAUUU
Messenger RNA from Vespa mandarinia (Asian giant hornet), 2476 nucleotides. RefSeq lists its product as uncharacterized. Lineage: Eukaryota; Metazoa; Arthropoda; Insecta; Hymenoptera; Vespidae. The record is from RefSeq and is a predicted model, not a curated record. Gene Ontology annotation, cellular component: mitochondrion. Gene Ontology annotation, biological process: cell redox homeostasis.